AUGCACUUGCCAUCGCCCGACCAAAUGGCUCUGCUCUUCACACAAGCCGAGGCCGGCUUCAUCGUCCGCACCUUCUGCGGUCGACCCGACGCCAAUGCCGUGUAUUCGUCCGCCAAGCACAAGCAGGUGCCGCCCCACUCGCCCAACGGCGUCGACGAUCCCCUCGAUGCCCUCCUGUUCUGCGACCUGCCACUCGACCACUCCCCAACUAAUGAGAUACCUCACGUCUGCCUCGCGCCCGACUGCCACCAGCGCACCCAAGCAACGCGCGGCUACUGCCGUCAGCACGGUGCCACCAAGCGCUGCGAGUUUGCAGGCUGUCCGCGUGGGCCUCAGAAGGCGGCUUUUGCAUCGCCCACGGCGGCGGCCGUCGCUGCUCGAUGGACGGCUGUAUUAAGACUGUUCAGACCGCCGGUCUCUGCAAGUCUCACGGCGGCGACAUGCACUGCGGCGCCGACGGCUGUGACAAGAGCUCGCAAGGCG
Messenger RNA from Saprolegnia parasitica CBS 223.65, 483 nucleotides. RefSeq lists its product as hypothetical. The record is from RefSeq and is a predicted model, not a curated record. Lineage: Eukaryota; Oomycota; Saprolegniomycetes; Saprolegniales; Saprolegniaceae. The annotation marks the transcript as partial. The transcript has a single exon.